This is a messenger RNA of Uloborus diversus, 1071 nucleotides long. RefSeq names its product 3-oxoacyl-[acyl-carrier-protein] reductase FabG-like. The record is from RefSeq and is a predicted model, not a curated record. Lineage: Eukaryota; Metazoa; Arthropoda; Arachnida; Araneae; Uloboridae. The transcript is spliced from 9 exons. Gene Ontology annotation, molecular function: oxidoreductase activity. The coding region runs from base 121 to 903 and encodes 260 amino acids.
UGAUGAGAACAGGUGAUAAGGAAUUUAAAUCGCGCUGUCUGUUUACUAUUCGUGCUCGAGUUUUGUCUUGAUAACCUUGAUAGUAAAGUAACUGGGGCAUAUUUUAUUAAUUUUUUCAAAAUGUCUGAUCUUACGGGAAAAGUUGCAUUGAUCACAGGUGCUUCUUCUGGGAUCGGAGCCGCUACUGCUGUGCACUUUGCUUCCCUGGGUUGUAAACUUGCUUUAACGGGCAGGAAUGCAGAAAAUUUAGAAAAAACAGCAACUGACACUGCAAAUGCAGGAGGAAAGGAGGCACAUAUUCUGAAAAUUGUAGGAGAUGUUUCAAAUGAAGAUGAUAGAAAUAAGAUAAUUCAAGCAACUAUUAAUUUUUUUGGGCAACUUGACAUUUUGGUCAAUAAUGCUGGAAUUUUGUAUCCUGGGACUAUAGAAAAUACAAACCUUGAGAGCUAUGACAAAAUAAUGGAUGUUAAUGUACGCUCCAUCCUUCGACUUACUCAAUUAGCUGUCCCUUAUUUAAAGGAAACAAAAGGAAGUAUUGUCAAUGUAUCAAGCAUUGCUGGAUUAAGAUCAUUUCCCAACAUUUUGGCAUAUUGUACUAGUAAAUCAGCUGUUGAUCAAAUAACAAGAUGUACAGCAUUAGAGCUUGCUGCUGAUGGUGUAAGAGUUAAUUCCGUAAACCCUGGAGUAAUAAUAACAGAAGUACAUAAAAGAGGAGGCAUGUCAGAAGAAAACUAUGCAAAAUUUUUAGAACAUGCGAAAGAAACUCAUGCAUUGGGAAGGCCAGGAACAGCUGAUGAAGUGGCAAAAGCAAUUGCAUUCUUAGCAGAUAACAACACGAGUUCCUUUAUAACUGGUGUCAAUUUGCCUGUUGAUGGUGGGAGAGGAGUAAUGUGUCCACGAUGAACUUAUAAGCUUUAUGAAUUUCCUGAAUGAGUGUCAAAGGCAUUUCUUUCAUUACAGUUUAUAAACUGUUAAUUUUUCUUUAAUAAUUAAAGAUUGUUUUUGUUGUUUUAUUAUCUUAAAUUAUCCAGUUCUAUACUUUCAUGAUUGAAAAAAUAAAAAAAUAUUUUU